AUAUAUACAUGUCUGUGCUUGCUGUGUCCUGCCAUCUAUAUAACAUACCUUAGCUCUCCAAGAUUCUCACACCUUAGCUCUCCAAGAUUCUUCACACCUUGGCUCUCCAAGAUUCUCACUCCUUCACUUCUUCCAGAUACUGAUCAAUCGAUCACAGCUCACGCAGCUAAUAAGUCGAGGAAUAGUUAGCAAAGCAGUUGGAUCUGCCAUCGAUGGAGAAGAGGGGGGAAGAGGAGAAGGUGCCCCUGCUGGAGGCUCGUGGAGAUGGAGGCAGCAAGGUGGAGGAAGAAGAGGAGUCAUCGUUGUCGCUGGGUCGGCGGGUGUGGGAGGAGAACAAGAAGCUGUGGGUGGUGGCGGGCCCGUCCAUCUUCACGCGCUUCUCCUCCUUCGGCGUCACCGUCAUCAGCCAGGCCUUCAUCGGCCACAUCGGCGCCACCGAGCUCGCCGCAUACGCCCUCGUCUCCACCGUCCUCAUGCGAUUCAGCAACGGCAUCCUGCUGGGCAUGGCGAGCGCACUGGAGACACUGUGCGGCCAAUCCUACGGCGCCAAGCAGUACCACAUGCUGGGCAUCUACCUGCAGCGCUCAUGGAUCAUCCUCUUCGUCUGCGCCAUCGUCCUCCUUCCAAUCUACCUCUUCACUGAGUCACUCCUCAUCGCCCUUGGCCAGGAUCCCAAAAUCUCUGCUGUGGCCGGCACCAUCUCACUUUGGUACAUCCCGGUCAUGUUCUCCUACGUCUGGAACUUCACGCUCCAGAUGUACCUGCAGUCGCAGAGCAAGAACAUCAUCAUCACCUACCUCGCCAUGCUCAGCCUCAGCCUCCACCUCGUCUUUUCAUGGCUCAUGACGGUCAAGUUCCAGCUCGGCCUUGCUGGGGUCAUGGGCUCCAUGGUCAUUGCCAUGUGGAUCCCGGUGUUUGGGCAGCUUGCCUUUGUCUUCUUCGGGGGUUGCCCCCUGACCUGGUCAGGGUUUUCAUCUUCUGCGUUCACUGACCUUGGUGCCAUUAUCAAGCUCUCGCUAUCUUCUGGUGUGAUGCUCUGUUUGGAAUUGUGGUACAGCACCAUAUUGGUGCUGCUCACAGGGUAUAUGAAGAAUGCAGAGAUUGCACUCGAUGCUCUUUCAAUAUGCCUUAAUAUCAAUGGUUGGGAAAUGAUGAUUUCUAUCGGCUUUUUGGCAGCAACAGGAGUGCGAGUGGCAAAUGAACUUGGAGCAGGAAGUGCAAGAAGGGCCAAGUUCGCGAUCUUCAAUGUGGUCAUCACUUCUUUCUUGAUUGGAUUUGUGUUAUUUGUGCUCUUCCUUCUCUUCCGUGGAAACCUUGCCUACAUAUUUACUGAGAGCCAAGCUGUAGCCAACGCAGUUGCUGACCUUUCGCCUCUGCUAGCCUUCUCCAUAUUGUUAAACAGUGUUCAACCAGUGCUAUCAGGUGUUGCUGUUGGUGCGGGCUGGCAAAGUGUAGUUGCCUAUGUUAACAUUACAUCGUACUACUUGAUUGGCAUCCCUCUUGGAGCAGUCCUAGGAUAUGUGGUGGGAUUUCAUGUAAAGGGCAUUUGGAUUGGCAUGCUCCUCGGAACACUAGUUCAAACUAUUGUGCUUCUGUUCAUAACAUUAAGGACCAACUGGGAAAAACAGGUGGAGAUUGCUCAAGAGGGAUUGAAGAAAUGGUACAUGGACGAGAAAAGAAGACUGCAAGGCUCGAGGGAAAAUCCGUGAACUGGCCCUUUGAUUGGGGCUUGUGGGUCAAACAAAAAAAGAUUUCCUCGGCGUUCGAGACCCUUCGGCAGAUACGCAAAUUUUUUCACCAUCUCAAGAAUGAUAUGAUGGAAGUUUAGCCUACCCACUGAAAAAACAGAAAGUGUUUUGUGUUCCUCCUCCUCAAGCCAAGCAAGAAAGCAGUUGUCAGCAGUAGUGAUUGCCCGGUAGAAAAGUACCAUCUUAUUUGCCAGCGGCACGACAUAAAUAUGCGAUCCUCUGUUUGCUAUCCGUAAGCUUGGCAAGAAUGAUGCUCCGAAUUAGUUCUGGGGCAUGCUAGUGUCCUCAUCAGAGCAGUGGCUGUGGUUUGGGCAUUUGCAGCAUCUUUUUGUAUGUAUACUUGCACAUAAUUAGUUGGACAUUUGGACCCAUUGAGCUCUUGUUAUAUAUAUAGUUCUCCA
Messenger RNA from Phragmites australis (common reed), 2149 nucleotides. Its product is annotated as protein DETOXIFICATION 21-like. The record is from RefSeq and is a predicted model, not a curated record. The transcript is spliced from 8 exons. Gene Ontology annotation, molecular function: antiporter activity; xenobiotic transmembrane transporter activity. Lineage: Eukaryota; Viridiplantae; Streptophyta; Magnoliopsida; Poales; Poaceae. Gene Ontology annotation, biological process: xenobiotic detoxification by transmembrane export across the plasma membrane. Gene Ontology annotation, cellular component: membrane. The coding region runs from base 213 to 1709 and encodes 498 amino acids.